AUGUCAUCCAACACCAACAAGAACCUCUACUACACCGUCCCCCUCGACGACGACCUCGAGUCCCAAGCUACCUUCAAGAGAAGAAAAGCGCCUUGGUUGAGCGUCCCUAUCCGAAGCGCCGCACCCUCCCGCUCUCCCCUUUCUAUAUUGAAAGAGAGAUUCUGGUCGUGGUCAAACGAUGAUACCCACCACCUCCUCCACAGCAGCAACAGCAACGCUCGCAGCGCCGGCCGAAAAGGCUUCUGGGACCGCUGGAUCUGGCUCGUCCACGCCGUCCUCCUGACUACUUCCAUGACGCUCUUUGCGCUAUCCAUGUGCACCUUGCAAACUGCCGCAAGCGCGAGCACCACGGCCAGCGCAGCGGUUCAGUGUCAAUGUCAGGGAACCGGGUCGUCGUCGGCGGCGGCGGGAGGGAUGGACGGUGCUUCUUCGACUUCGAGUAGUCUUGUUGUUCCUCGGUCUUUUUUUGAUGAUGAUGAAAAGGAGACUUCGGCGCCGCCAGCGGUGGUUCUUCCUGUUCCGAUUGCGGUCGACAUUCCCGAAUCGAAACAUGUGAAUAUGGAGGUUUCGGUGGAUGAUAAGACUUGGGUUGAGGAGGGGGAGGAGGACGAGGAGUGA
Sordaria macrospora k-hell is the source of this 618-nucleotide messenger RNA. RefSeq lists its product as uncharacterized. NCBI's taxonomy places the organism in Eukaryota, Fungi, Ascomycota, Sordariomycetes, Sordariales, Sordariaceae. The record is from RefSeq and is a predicted model, not a curated record.